This is a messenger RNA of Ruditapes philippinarum (Manila clam), 1682 nucleotides long. RefSeq lists its product as uncharacterized. Bases 974 to 1501 code for a protein of 175 amino acids. NCBI's taxonomy places the organism in Eukaryota, Metazoa, Mollusca, Bivalvia, Venerida, Veneridae. The record is from RefSeq and is a predicted model, not a curated record. The transcript has 3 exons.
CUAAUAAUAUCAGUGUUGAUUUAAGUAUAAAGUGAUAAAGACGAUAUGCAACGUUAAAUUGUCCAUAGUUAUAUUGUAAAAUUUAUUAUAUUAUUAUGUGCAAGAAAUAUCAUACAUGUUGUUUGUUAAGUGAAAUAAGUGUCUUGUGAAGGAAAUAAUUUUUGAAGAGAGUAUAUAGAGACAUUAUAAUAAUAGGUUUUAAACUACAAGGAGCUGUGGUAAUUAUAGCACCAGUGAGCAUUGGUUUUCUUACCUUUGUACUUGUAAUCAAUGAAAUCAUUUCGAUUCUAAAAUACACUUUAACUGAUAAAAUUGGAUAAAAAACACUUUAUUUUUUCUUCAAAGGAUAUAUUCUUUCCUUUACACACAACGAUUGACAAAAAACAUGAAAAUGUUAUAGUUUAAACGGAAGCAAAAAAGCUAAAAUAAUUAAAAAAGAGUUUAAAGAAUCAUUUAAAAAUACCAAUUGAAAUAUACACGGGGCUUAUCUGACAUCGUUUUGUAAUACAACAAAGGAAACUCCGACAAAAGCACACAUAUUUUCCAAUGAUCUUUUUAUGAUAGUCUUAAGCGUAAGAUGCUUCGAUUGAAAUUUUAGAAUUUGGAGGAACAAAGGGAAAUAAAUUUGAUCUUAUAACAGUAUUGUUAAACAUAAAAGUUAAACGAUUAAAAUCUUCCUUUGUAUGAGAUAGUGUUUUCUCACGACCAAGGAUGCAAACAUAAUCCGAACUUCAGUGUCAAAUUUAUUUCUGUUUUGAUUCAAUUGUGAACCGGAAUGUAUGUUGUGUAUUUAGUAUUUUGUGCUAUUAAUGUGAGAGAUUUUAAAUGUUAUUAAACAUUCUUCUGAAGUGUUUUUUAUGAACGUAUUAAAAAGAAACGGCACAAUUUAUAGUUCAAAACAAAAAAGUGUAUGAUUUCAUAAUCACUAUUGAGGAGAUGUAGAAGUAAAAGUUGUGAGUUCACUUUUCUCCAAAUGGAGAAUGGAAUAAUACCGUUACGACACGGAAGUUUACCUGGUGCUUUGCGAUUGCCUAAAAGAUAUGAAAAAUUCUCCAAAGACGAAAUGUCGCCUGGUUUGUCGUCUGCUUCAAAACGGAAGUCAUCGAUCAUCAUUGAGCACGAGGAGACAGAAGAUGAACGAAUGCGGGAUAUGAUGCAAGCCAUUAUGUGGGUGAAACAAGAGCUCAUACUGUUGAGACAACAUGAUAUUUUACUUAAAAGACAAUUCUGUGAUAUUCAAGACACUAUCCACUCAUUGACCAAAUCCAGGAAAUACAGAAAAAGUCCCGCGACAGACUCCACUACAAGUCUACAAUCAACUGAAGGCAGUGAAUUUGGACUAGACAAUUAUUCAGUACGAUCAGCGUCAAGUGUCACAGCAUUGGACGGUACCGAUACAGAUGAAGAAGAUGACGCUUUUCGUCCACGAACAUGUUCUAUGAAAACAACGCGAGAUCUUGCAGCUCUCGCGAGAAGAAGAGGGAGCAAGGAAUUGAUAUAAAAAUGCGAACAAUUGGCGUUAUCUAUGUCACGGUUCAGAACUGUUCACUAUUUAGGGGAGAAGAUGUGUAAGCGGCCGGAUAGCUCAGUCGGUAGAGCCGCGGUACGGUAUUCCGAGGGUCCCGGGUUCGAGUCCCGGUCAGGCUGCACAUUUUUCUCACCCUGUGACAUUUGGCGCCCAA